Drosophila subobscura is the source of this 6607-nucleotide messenger RNA. Its product is annotated as sodium/potassium/calcium exchanger Nckx30C. The transcript has 8 exons. Gene Ontology annotation, molecular function: calcium, potassium:sodium antiporter activity; calcium channel activity. Gene Ontology annotation, cellular component: membrane. The coding region runs from base 1063 to 3732 and encodes 889 amino acids. Gene Ontology annotation, biological process: calcium ion transmembrane transport; intracellular calcium ion homeostasis. NCBI's taxonomy places the organism in Eukaryota, Metazoa, Arthropoda, Insecta, Diptera, Drosophilidae. The record is from RefSeq and is a predicted model, not a curated record.
CAUCAGCUCUCGGGUUCUCCCUCUCUUUUGCCAUAAAAAAAGAGAGAGGAAGCAGCAGCAGCAGCAGUGAAGGCAGAGACUGGAUGAGCUUCCAGGCUCGUCGUGCCCGCGUAUCCUUCGUCGGUUUUCCAGCGGCCAGGCUGCCUCAGAACGUUAGCAGAGUGCGAACCGUGCUGUCGUCUAGCUCCGGCUCCGGCAUCAGGCACCAGAAGCAGCAGCAGAAAAAACAGCAGCAGCAGGAGCUCCCGCCACAACGGCUACAGAACUCAGGGAAACUUUUCCACACUCACACACACACACACACAGUCACAGUCACACAUUUAUACAGAAAGGACACAGGGGAAGCGACAACGACAACGACAACGGAAUAGCCUCAGACAAAUGGCCAGAACAGCGAGCAACGUAGCAGCGGGCCAGGCCAACCCGUGACUAUAAACGGAACACGAGAACAGUGGAGCAACAAAGAGCAGAACAGAAAAGGAGGUGAAAGGAAUAUCGCGAGUGCUGGAAAUGGAAGAAGAAAUGCUGCGGCUUCUAAUGUCGACGCCAGCAGCGGAAGUAGCAGCCACAACAGCAACAGCAGCAGCAGCAGCAACAUCAGAAGCAGAAGCAGCAGCAGCAGCAGCGGAAGGAGCAGCAGCAGCAGGAGCGACAGUGGCAAUAUCGCCCACGUUGUACUCCACAUAAUUUCGAGUCCCGCUCUCGCUGUUCCCCCCCUUAAGUCUUAAAUCUGUGUGUCUGUCCCCACGUCUCACGCUCUCACAGUCUGUUUCGUGUUAAUUGUUAUUUAUGUAUAGUGUGUUGUAUAUAUAAAGUUUGUGUGAUAACAAAAAAAGGGAGAUCGAACAUCGCGGAGAUCCCGAUACCCGAAACCCGAUAAUGAUAACGACCCCGAUCCAAACCGGAUAUCCAAUAAGCGACUAAGCGAAAGAUAAACUUCAACUUAAGUCGAAAAUCCAAAGCGUACAACGAGAACAAACAAACAAAAGGUUUUGCCAGCUGAAACAACCAAGAAACAAACAAAAAAACACCAAAAACCAAAACAACACUCCAACGGGUCCAAUGUUGCAGCCAACAACAUGCAGCAAACAGCAACAGCAGAGGCAGCAACCAGAACAUGCAGCAGCAGCGGCGGCGGCGGCAGGAGCAGCAGCAGCAGUGGGAACAGAAAAAGCAGCCAAUCGGCAGGAGCGGCAGCCGAUAGCUAAAGAUCAUGGAGCCCUAGCCUUAGCCUUAGCCACUGACAGAAGCAGCGGCAGCAGCCACAGAAGCUACAGCAACCACAGCAGCAGCGACAUGUUGCCCGUAAUCAGCACAAGCAGCACAACGAUAGAUUUCAAUAGUCGCCGUCGAAGGGGUCGUCUACGGGGCAUGGAGGAGGUCGCUUCAGCCUCAGCCUCUGAAGUACCCAAAGAACAACCAAUGUUCCAAGCAAAGAUGCUUGAAGAGUGUGUACAUAUUUUCAAACGCUUAGUAUUAUUAACAUUAAAUACAAUAUCAACAAGAACAACCGCAACAAUAACGAAAGGAAAGACAAGAGGCAGAACCGCAAAGGAAGACUCGCUGACCAGCAGCAGUUGCUGCUCCUUGCCACAGCCACAGCUUCAGCAUCAGACACAACGCUGCCGCCGCUUUCGCCUGCCGAUCUACUGCAUUCUGUUGGUUGGCUGUUGCCUGGCCACUCAGGGACUUGGUGUUGAGGCACACAAGCCCAAGUCCGCCAAACAGCAUUACAGCAGCAAUCAGAACAACCAGAACCCAAACAACAACAACCAGAACAACGAUGUGCUGAAUGGAGUUAAUGCACCGCCCUUGUAUCAGGGUGAACCCUCCCAGACAUCGGGCGAGGAUGAGGCUGAGCUGAUGUACCCCUUCACGUCCGGGGAGCACAUGUUCGGCGAGGAGGAGGAGCAGGACCAGGAGAUGAACAUGAAUGCAGCGCCUGGCUCUGACGAGGAUAAUGCUGGCAAUCAACGUGGUAUCAAUGACACUCACAGCGAGAAUUCGACAGUCACGAAAACGCCACUAUUCCCGAAAGAUCUGUUCACGAAAGAACAGCUUGAAAACGGCGCUGUCAUCCUGCACAUCAUUGGAGUAAUCUAUAUGUUUGUGGCGCUGGCAAUUGUCUGCGAUGAAUUCUUCGUGCCUUCCCUUGACGUAAUCAUUGAAAAGCUCGGCAUUACAGACGAUGUGGCCGGCGCGACUUUCAUGGCGGCGGGUGGCAGUGCCCCCGAGCUCUUCACAAGUGUGAUUGGCGUUUUCGUGUCGUUCGACGACGUUGGCAUUGGUACAAUCGUUGGUUCUGCGGUCUUCAACAUACUAUUCGUGAUCGGGAUGUGCGCUCUCUUCUCGAAGACUGUGCUCUCCCUCACCUGGUGGCCCCUCUUCCGCGACUGCUCAUUCUACAGCAUCAGCCUCCUGGUGCUGAUUUACUUCUUCCGCGACAAUCGCAUCUUCUGGUGGGAGGCCCUCAUCCUGUUCACCAUCUACAUCGCCUACGUGACCUUCAUGAAGUGGAACGUCGAGGUGGAGCAGUGCGUCAAGAAGUUGAUUACCAAAAACAAGGUGACUCGCGUCCGAAGUACAGAUCAACUUAUGCCAGCAGGUAAUGCGGCAAACUCAUCGGAAACCUCAAUGGCCACCCAGCCGGGCGGCUCGGUGACAUCGCGUGCGGCAAGCGAGACGCGCUCUGGGCCGCACGGCUCGAGCAACGCGGGCGCUACAGGUAAUAGCAGCGGUGGUGGCACCUCGGGUAGUACACAGACCGGUGCCAAAUUCCGUCAUGGCCUAUUACAGCUAAUGAUACACACGAUAGAUCCACUACACGAUGAUGAUGUUCCAGGCAAAGUGGACGAAAAGGCAACGCAGCUGCACGCCAUUGCCUCGCUUAAGGUGCUGCUGGACGCCACCAAGCCGCAGCGGGGUGGCGCCACCACCUCGGCUGCGAACCACGUCAAGAUCAACCUCAAGGAGACCACCCUGGCGGAUCGGCCCAAUGGGAAUAUUGACACGACGCUCGAUUCGCCAUCGUUGAGUGGUCGACGUCCUAGCUGGAUUGAGCAGAGGGUCAAAAUUCAGACACGCAAAUUUAGCAUCAAAGCGCCCGACAUCGAGGACGACCCGGAACCCCUGAGCAUGGCCUGGCCGGACACGGCGCGUAAGCGCCUCACCUAUGUCCUGGUGGCCCCGCUCCUGGUGCCCAUGUGGCUGACGCUGCCCGAUACGCGAACGCCGCGAGGCAAGCGCUUCUUUCCGGUCACCUUCAUCGGUUCCAUUGUGUGGAUAGCGGCCUUCUCCUAUCUGAUGGUGUGGUGGGCAAACGUGGCCGGAGACACGGCCCGCAUACCGCCCGAGGUCAUGGGCCUGACCUUCCUGGCAGCGGGCACAUCCAUUCCGGACUUGAUUACCUCGGUGAUUGUGGCACGCAAGGGAUUCGGCGACAUGGCCGUCUCCAGCUCCGUGGGCAGCAACAUAUUCGAUGUGACUGUGGGCUUACCGAUACCCUGGCUGCUGUAUGGCAUCAUCUACGGUGCGCCCGUUGAGGUGAACUCGGUGGGCAUGGUGUGUUCCAUAACCAUUUUGUUUAUGAUGCUCGUAUUCGUGGUGAUGUCCAUUGCCUGCUUCCGUUGGCGCAUGAACAAGGGGUUGGGCUUUACCAUGUUUCUGUUGUAUUUUGUCUUUGUCGCAGUGUCGCUGAUGUUCGAAUACGAUGUAAUCACUUGUCCCUUCUAAAUCUGAUGUGUGUUAAGGGGCAAGGGCAAAGACAAAAUAGUACCAACGGUAACCGAGGUGUACCAAUAUACAUAUACCGCAUAGAUUUCGAAGAAGAUAUACAUAAAUAUGUAUGUCGAAGAGAUUGAGAGCCCAAAACGUGUUGUUUUGAUGGGGCAAAAUCUCUUUCUCUCAUCCAAUUAGCUAAAUUAUAUACAAAAGCAAAUUAAUGAAUGAAUAACAAAUUAAUUAACAGUGGACUAAAGCUAAAUAAUCGAAUUGUUAAACAAACACCGACUCAGAUGCAGACACAGACACAUACAUUCACACACAUACACACGAACAUGCGAAAAACUUAACGUUAAAAUGCGAGUUAGUUAGUGCCAGCGUUUCUUUUUCGAAAGACAUUUACUUUAAAGUGUUUAGCCGCAGCUUUUUAUGCACCCUGUACCCUAAACCCUAUAUCCCUCUAUACUGUACGAACUCUAUCGUAUCUAUCGUCUCUAUCUAUCUAUCUAUCUACGAUCUACCAUGAUCAACUACGAGCAACCUUAUUAGAAAGAAAGACGAGAACAAUGGCUUCCCAACCAAUUACUAUCUAUCUAUGUAUCCACCUAAGCGUUUGGGUUUAAACUACUCUAAAGGAUUAAAAGAUAAAUAUAUAUCCAUAAAAUGUAUAUCUUGGCACAAUGGCACCCUCUAUACACGAUAUACAGAUACGAUAAAGAAUAGCGAAGAACCAGCAAACGAAUGCUACUACAAUUUUUGUCGCUUUUCAGUUGCGUGCUCUACUAAGAUUUCUUCUCCUAAAAGCUUUAUCCAAGAGCCUCUCUCUAAAACUCUAUCUCUAGUUUAGCGACCUAUAAACAUACAUACUACAUACGGAAUGCGGAGGAAUGAAUAUAUACCCUUUCCCCCAUAUACCCUCACACGAACACUUGCCACUAUAUAUUGACCUACACCACAUUACAAACAUACCUACAUAUGUAUAUUGAUUAAGUGAUAAUUUGCGUACUUAUUAAACAUGCAAAAGCAAAAAGCGAAACUCUCAAAGUAAGCUACAAUUAUACUCGAAACUAAAGUCGAAUCAAAGCGAACAGAAAGCGAACCAGAGACGAAUGUAAGGAAUACUUUAAAAAAACAUUUUGCUAAUGCAUUUGCCACACACCCAAAAACAAGCAAAAAAAACCAAAACCAAAGCAUUAUGAUUAUCGAUUAUACUGAUUGAAAUUCCAAGUCCAAAUCCAAUUCUAAUUCUUAUUCUAGUUAUGAUUAUGAUUCUAGUUCUGAUCCUAAUUCUAAUUCUAAUUCUGCUGGCGUGUAGAACGAGCAGAACCUUAAAUUUAAAUUUAAACCAUAUUUAUUAUAGACUAUUUCAAAUCCAAAAAAAAAAGAAAAGAAACCAAAACUAAUUUCAUAUACUUACUGAAGAGUCAAGUCCCCCAAAAAGUCAACAUAUAGAUAUGAGCAUAUAAAGAUAUUGAUAUAUAUAUAUAUAAACGACAUAUAAAACGAUAUUUAAACGAAAUACGAAAGAAAAUCAACUUGCUCUCUUUAUUUAGAACGUACGUAACAUUUUUCUAAACUAAAACUAAAACCCUAAAACUCGUAUUAACAAAAAAAAAGGUGGCCGCAAACCGAGCUAAAGCAAAUGCAUAAAAAGAUUAAGCAAAACGAAUGGAAGAUAACUUAACAUAAUACGCAUACAUAUAUACACCUAAAUAUAUACAUACAUUAUAUAUUUUAUAUAUAACAGAAAGAUAACUUACUAUAUACAUACAUUUACAUAUAUAUAUGCAACAAAAACUAUACCUAAGUAGGCAAUGUAUCUAACGUUUGCAUAUGGCUCGCAAUCAAGUUGAGGAAAUGACAGACAGAACAACAAACAAAGAGAAACAAAGAUACACCACAUCACACACCCAUACACAGACACAGACACAACAUACACACAUAGAACAGAAAGCAAUAAUUUUUAUUACCAGAGAUCUAGGAGGAAGCAGUGACAUAACUUUAUAUACAUAUAUAUAUUGUACACCGAUUCGAAGCGCUCGAAGCUGCAUAUCAAACAGCAGCAGCAGCAGAGCAACUGAAGUUGAUGUUGUGGAAGCCAUCGGACAUAGUUAUAAAUACACACACAUAUAUAUAUAUGCUGUAAUGUAAUGUACUUACUGAAUAACGCGAUAUGCAAAUGCAAAUGCAAGAAAUUAACGUAACUAAGUGGCUGCUCUUACACCCCAUGGGUGCAGUGCAUUCGAUUGCACACAGAUAUAUAUAUAUAUAUAUACAUAUAUGUAUAUAUAUGAUAAAAAAUAUUAUAAUUACAAGUAUAGAAUAUGGACAGAAACCAGAGAACACAUCUACAGCUGAGAAGAAGCUGAAACAGAAGAAGGGGAGCCAGGAGAAGAAGACAUUGUACAAAGACCCUCUCCUACGACAAAGAUUAAUCAGAAAAAUGCUUUCUCUCUCUCGCUGUUUUCAUAAGGCACAUACCAUCCCUGCCGUUCGAUGCACUAGUCUAGGGUUGGCUUAGAUCUUGGGAUGUCCUUCUACGAUAGUGUUGGGGUUCUCUAGCAUGCCUUAAACCAAACCAAAUGUUAAUAGGGAAUUCCUUACACUACACCUUAAGCUUUCUUGGAUCACUCCAAUCAUUCCCUUCUUAGAGACUUCUUUGCUUUUCGGCUCUCAUUAUCACACUCUCAACACCAAAACUAUUGACUGUAUUGUCCAUCGAUAUCAUCGAUAUAAUAGAUAUAUCCCAACUAGCAAGCUCACUUCUCACGAGUAGAUUGCCUCGGUCACCAGGCUUUAACAGAGACAACUUCCAAGAACAAACAACAAAUUAACUUAAUCUUUUAUACAUGCUGUAUGUUAAACUAAACAACAAAAAACAAAAGCG